AUGAGUUCAUCAGUAUCAGUAACAGGUUAUGAACAACUGAAAAAAACAUUGGAAAAUUAUGGAAAAGAUAAAAGAAUUUUUGUAUUAUUUUGUGGUGAAAAAGAUAGUCAAGGACAUAGUUGGUGCCCGGAUUGUGUUUUAGCUGAAAAACCAGUAGAAGAAACAGUCAAAUCAUCAUUACCAUCUAAUGGAAUAUUCAUUGAAUGUUCAGUUGGCGAUCGGCCAAGUUGGAAAGAUCCAAAUUGUCCAUUUCGAACAGAUUCGAAACUUCGAUUAACAAAUAUUCCAACUUUAAUGGAAUGGGGAACGACUAAACGUCUUACUGAAAGUCAAUUACUUGAUAUGGAAAUGAUUAAAAUACUUUUUGAAGAAGAUUAA
This is a messenger RNA of Rotaria sordida, 378 nucleotides long. The record is from the annotation of a GenBank genome assembly. Lineage: Eukaryota; Metazoa; Rotifera; Eurotatoria; Philodinida; Philodinidae.